Messenger RNA from Geosmithia morbida, 345 nucleotides. RefSeq lists its product as uncharacterized. NCBI's taxonomy places the organism in Eukaryota, Fungi, Ascomycota, Sordariomycetes, Hypocreales, Bionectriaceae. The record is from RefSeq and is a predicted model, not a curated record. The coding region runs from base 1 to 345 and encodes 114 amino acids. The transcript is spliced from 2 exons.
AUGCCUAAGGAGAAGUCACUGUCGCUGGCCCUGGCCAUCUACUUCACGGGAGUGCCGCCCGGUUACAAUUGCAUCAGGCACACGAGAAAGGUAGUGAGGGAGCGUAGAGACCAUCGCGAGCACAAGUAUCUGGGGGAACCAAAGCUGUCGUGGCCUCCCAGCGCCCUCGGUCACGAAGGUCCUGGCCGCGGGAGUCUCCAUCGCCGCGAGAGCCUCCGCCGCGAAGCCAUCGUUAUCAUGGAGGGACCUUCGUUCCGGCGUCCCGAGCCCCGAGACUCUGAUGUCGUUACCUCCAGCACCAGCGCCUCCUAUUCCACACCACCGCCGAGCCCGGUUGACCAGUAG